Molecule: messenger RNA, 1266 nt
Organism: Lynx canadensis (Canada lynx)
Lineage: Eukaryota; Metazoa; Chordata; Mammalia; Carnivora; Felidae
Gene: FOXI3
Product: forkhead box I3
Exons: 2
Coding region: 1-1266 (421 amino acids)
Biological process (GO): anatomical structure morphogenesis; cell differentiation; regulation of transcription by RNA polymerase II
Molecular function (GO): RNA polymerase II cis-regulatory region sequence-specific DNA binding; DNA-binding transcription factor activity, RNA polymerase II-specific
Source: RefSeq, a predicted model, not a curated record
AUGGCCCUGUACUGCGGCGACAACUUCGGCGUGUACUCGCAGCCCGGCCUGCCCCCGCCCGCCGCCGCCGCCGCCCCGGGCGCCCCGCCGGCCUCCAGGGCGCCCUACGGGCUGGCCGACUACGCCGCGCCGCCCGCCGCUGCCGCCAACCCCUACCUGUGGCUCAACGGGCCGGGCGUGGGCGGCCCGCCCGCAGCCGCCGCCGCCGCCGCCGCCGCCGCGUACCUGGGCGCCCCGCCGCCGCCGCCGCCGCCGCCCCCCGGGGGCGCGGCCGGGCCCUUCCUGCAGCCGCCCCCCGCCGCCGGCACCUUCGGCUGCGCGCAGCGGGCCUUCGCGCAGCCCGCGCCCGCCGCGCCCGCCUCGCCCGCGGGGCCCGCCGCGCCCGGCGAGCUGGGCUGGCUGUCCAUGGCCAGCCGCGAGGACCUGAUGAAGAUGGUGCGGCCGCCCUACUCGUACUCGGCGCUCAUCGCCAUGGCCAUCCAGAGCGCGCCCGAGCGCAAGCUCACGCUCAGCCACAUCUACCAGUUCGUGGCCGACAGCUUCCCCUUCUACCAGCGCAGCAAGGCCGGCUGGCAGAACUCCAUCCGCCACAACCUGUCGCUCAACGACUGCUUCAAGAAGGUGCCCCGCGACGAGGACGACCCAGGGAAGGGGAAUUACUGGACCCUCGAUCCAAACUGUGAGAAAAUGUUUGACAACGGGAACUUCCGUCGGAAGCGGAAGCGCCGCUCCGAAGCCAGCAGCUCCUCCGCGGCGGCCCCAGGGACCACAAAAUCGGAAGACGGGCUCUCCUCAGGAUUGGGGUCGGGAGUGGCCGCGAAGCCGGAAGGGGACAGCCCGACGGCUUUGCUAAGGCCGUCCCAGUCCCCAGAGCCUCCCGAGGGCACCAAGAGUACCGCCUCGUCCCCGGGAGGCUCCCUGCUCACCUCCACCCCCUGCCUCAACACCUUCUUCAGCAGCCUCAGCACCUUGAGUGUCAGCGGCAGUGGGGGCACCCAGCGGGCCCUCCCUGGCGGCCGCCACCUGGGGAUCCAGGGGGGCCAGCUGCCCUCCAGCAGCCCCUUCCCCCCAAGCUCGGUCUCGGAAGCGGCGCCGGACACCUUGCCGCUGAGCUCCGGCGCCAGCAGCAGCAGCCAGAGGCCUUCCUACUGCAGCCCUUUCCCUGCCGGCUCCAGCGGGGGGCAAAGCAGCCCCUUCAGCAGCCCUUUCUACAACUUCAGCAUGGUCAACAGCCUCAUCUACCCCCGCGAGGGCUCCGAGGUAUAG